UUCUGGAUCUUUUCGAUGAUUCAGCUGGAUAUUAAUCUACGCAUUUCUAGUAAUUACGCAUUUGCAGUAAUUACUUAAAUAUCAAUUGAUAGUUGAUCGCAAUUGAACGCAAUGAAGCUGUUUAUAUUUUUUUUACUUCUUGUGUUGCAAAUUCUCCUAACACUCUCCGCGCCAAGUAUGGAAGAAUUUGAUUCAUUGAGACAGAACUUAGAAGCAGAUAACUAUGACAAACAUGUACGUGUUCGCCGUUUCACGUGCGAUGUUCUUGCCGUCUUUGGAAAUGAUGUAACUCGUUCUGCAUGCGCGUUCCAUUGUCUCAUGCUAGGAAAACACGGUGGAGAUUGUCAAAAUGCUAUUUGUGUUUGUCGAAGUGAAAACAUUGUGGACACUUUGAUCAAACAGUUUGGAUAGAGUAAUAUUGAUCAAUUGAGUUCUAAGGGUAAUUUUAAAUAUCUCGCAUUCCUAAAACAAAAAGACGUAUAAAUAAUUUUCUUUACUCUAAUCAACUCAGGAGUGUAAAAACUUAAUAAAAAAAUAGAAAAUAAA
This is a messenger RNA of Cotesia glomerata, 546 nucleotides long. Its product is annotated as defensin-like. The transcript has 3 exons. Lineage: Eukaryota; Metazoa; Arthropoda; Insecta; Hymenoptera; Braconidae. Bases 112 to 411 code for a protein of 99 amino acids. Gene Ontology annotation, biological process: humoral immune response; defense response to bacterium. The record is from RefSeq and is a predicted model, not a curated record.